Messenger RNA from Drosophila kikkawai, 459 nucleotides. RefSeq lists its product as uncharacterized. NCBI's taxonomy places the organism in Eukaryota, Metazoa, Arthropoda, Insecta, Diptera, Drosophilidae. The record is from RefSeq and is a predicted model, not a curated record.
GUUGGAGAAGCCGCAGGCGGAGGCAAAAAAAACUAAGGAAUACAGCAGGUUCUAUGCCCCCAAAUCAUGUGUCUCUUACUUUCCUUGGGCUGUUGUGGUUCCUCUUCCCCAAGACCCGCCAAGAAGCAGCUGGAGAAGCAUCUGAACCAGGAGCACUCUCUGAACAUCCAGCAGCAACAGCCCACCAACAAGAGCAACACCCUGACCACCAUCAACUCCAUCAAUACCAUCAACUUUCACUCGGAUGUGUCACUUUCGGAGCUCCAGCUUAAUGGCUCUCUGUUAUCCCUGCCCCUCAGCAUGAGUCUCAGCCUAAUGCCCAUCCCUAGUUCUACGAUGAACUCCAGCAUUCGCAGCUCCUGGGCUGCCGAGGAGGAGUUCUAUGAUAUGGAUGAGUAUGUGAAGCGUGCAGUUCCAUGGCUUCAAGAAGCUUCUGAUCACAAUGUGAAGGGGGUUUGA